This is a messenger RNA of Zea mays, 1651 nucleotides long. RefSeq lists its product as uncharacterized. The record is from RefSeq and is marked validated. Lineage: Eukaryota; Viridiplantae; Streptophyta; Magnoliopsida; Poales; Poaceae. The transcript has a single exon. Bases 77 to 1408 code for a protein of 443 amino acids. Gene Ontology annotation, biological process: lipid metabolic process.
AUCGGCAUUCACGACUCACGAGCUCCAAUCAGUUAUCAGUCUCUAGCUAUCCUGUCUGCUUGCUUCUGGACCAUCGAUGGAGGCCUACGCGGCAACGGCGUCGCCACCCACGACGACAGCCAUGUGUGUGGACAAGCUCAGCCACCAGCUCUUCUCCCUGCUCGAGACCAGACUCCUGGGCGGGUGGUGCCCGUCCGUCCCCGGGACGCCGGCGCGGGCGCUCCUCGACGGCGGCCGCGUGCGGGUGCUCGCCAUCGACGGCUGCGGCGCGGGCGCAGAGGACGCGCUCCUGGCCGCCGCGGCGCUUGCGAGGCUCGAGGCCAGGCUGCGCGACCGCACGGGGGACCCCGACGCGCGCGUCGCGGACUUCUUCGACGUGGCCGCGGGCGCCGGCGCGGGAGGCGUCCUCGCCGCGAUGCUGCUCCUGAGGGGCGCCGACGGCCGGCCGCGGUACUCGGCGCAGGAGGCUCUGGCGUUCGUCGCCGGGAGCGUCGGGACCAAAGGCUGGUGCGGCCGGCGCGGGCGGUGGGCGAAGCUCUUCCGCCGCGGUUCCCGAGGCGGCGACCGCACGCUCCGCCGCGUGUUCGGGGACGCCACGCUGAGGGACACCGUCGCGCCGCUGCUCGUGCCGUGCUACGACCUCGCCACGGCCGCGCCCUUCGUGUUCUCGCGCGCCGACGCCGUCGAGAGCGACACCUUCGACUUCCGCCUGCGCGACGUCUGCGCCGCCGCCUGCGCCGCGGGCGGCGCGGUCGCGCCAGUCAGGUCGGUGGACGGCCUCACGGCCGUCGCCGCGGCGUCCGGGGGCGUGGCGGCCAUGUGCAACCCGGCCGGGACCGCCAUCACGCACGCGCUCCACAACAAGCAGGAGUUCCCCCUCGCCACCGGCGUCGACGACCUCCUCGUGCUCUCCAUCGGCGCCGGCGCCUCCGCCGCCAACGGUUCGAGCACGCCGAUGCCCGCACGCUCUCCGUCGCCGCGGGAGCUGGCGCGCGUAACCGCCGAGGGCGUCGCGGACAUGGUGGACGAAUCAUUGGGCAUGGCGUUCGGGCGCGCGCGCGGAAGCAACUACGUGCGCAUCCAGGCCGGUAAGGCGCUGGUCCCGAUCCGCACCGACGAAGCGUCCGUGGCCGCCGAAGCGAUGCUAGCGCAGCGGAACGUGGAGUCGGUGCUGUUCCGCGAGCGGAGGCUGUCGGAGCGGACGAACGCCGAGAAGGUGGACGCGCUGGCCGCGGAGCUGGUCAAGGAGCAGGAGCGGCGGAGGCGCAGCCCGCUUCCGAACGUGGCUAUCAAACAGGUCGGCACACCGGCGCGGCUGUCGUCCGCGACCACUGCUUCGUCGGGCACUGGGACGGCCAGGACGGCGUCGACGAUGCCGUCGCCGGCGUCAUGGGAGUCACGCAGGUAGUAGUUGGGUUGAUUUUAGGCCGUAAUUGACGUGUGUACAUGCAUAUAUGGAAUGCAAAGCUAGGAGUGGGGUGUGUAAGUGUGUUGUUUUUCUUCUUGGAACGGACGCUCACACGUGCGGUUCGGAAAUGGAAUUUCGGAUGGCUCACUCAACCCUGCGUGCAACUCUUCACGUUUCUAGCAAAACGCAUAAAAAAGCGCUGGCUGUCAUCCUACCUUAAAUCCACGGAAUCUCUUUUCUUUC